AUGUGGAGGAGUGGCCACAGGUCAUUCCUGCUGUUCCUCACCUCAGUCUCACACAACAUGGACUGUGAGCAGCAGACUGUGCUCAGCGGAGAUCUGAUCUCUGACAAGUGCCAGCUAAGGUUUGUAAACUUUGAGAUCCACGAUAACCACCGGAGCCAUGAGACUGUGGGGCUCAGCUCUCAUCAUCUGGUGGUGAGGAGGGGGUGGGCCUUCAGGCUGACGCUCCUGUUCCACCAGCGAGUUCCCUGGUCUUUGUACAGCUUCGACUUGGAGGUGCAGCUGGGUGAUCUCGCCGAGAGGUUCCCAGUGCACUUCUCCUCUAAGUGCCUCAACCCUCUUCGCUGGUCGGCUCGUGUCCUUCCCGAAAACGUGCACACUCAGUCAGUGAGCGUGCACGUAUGCUCUCCGGUGAUCUCAGCGGUUGCGUCCUACCACUUGCUCCUGCACAUGCGGAGCCGGCGACAUGCUUUCAGCUAUGACCUGGGGACCUUUGUGCUCCUCUGUAAUCCUUGGUGUAAAGAGGACCCAGUGUGGAUGCCUCUGGAGGUGCAGCUGCAGGAGUACAUCCACAAUGACUAUGGGCUGGUGUUUGUGGGUACACAGCAGAGCGUGAGGCAGAGGCCCUGGGCCUUUGGACAGAUGGAGCCUGGGGUUCUAGAAGCUUGUCUUCAGCUGCUGCAGAAGAGUCCACAGCAUCAGAGCGACAGACAGAACGACUACCUGAGGCGUGCAGACCCCGUCUACCUCAGCAGGGUGAUUUGUGCAAUGGUAAACUGUAAUGACGACCUGGGAGUCCUGGCAGGGAAGUGGCAGGGCAGUUACACAGAUGGAGUGUGUCCCACAGAGUGGACCGGCAGUGCAGAGAUCCUGCACAAAUGGGUGUCCUCAAACUGCAGCCCAGUGCGAUAUGGACAGUGCUGGGUGUUCGCCUGUGUCCUCUGCACAGUGCUGAGAGUGCUUGGAAUCCCUGCCAGAGUAGUAACUGUUUUUAAUGCAGCUCAUGAUGUGAAUGCAAACUUGAUAAUCGAAGAGUUUUACUCCAACAAAGGGGAGAAGUUCAACCUCUCAAAGGACAGCAUCUGGAACUUUCAUGUGUGGGUCGAAUGCUGGAUGAGGAGAGAGGACCUAGGAUCCGAAUUUAAUGGUUGGCAGGUGGUAGACCCCACCCCUCAAGAGAAGAGUGAAGGGAUCUACUGCUGUGGGCCGUGCCCCGUCUCCGCGGUGCAGAAUAGAGUUCUUCGUUGUGCUUUCGACGCCUCCUUCAUCCUGGCGUCUGUGGACGCAGAUGUGGUGCGGCUGAUUGUGCGGGACGGCCUGGUGGUGGGCAGGAGCGUGGACAGACAGUGUGUGGGACAGCUCAUCUACACCAAGAGCAUUGGAUCAAACAAACCACAGAACCUCACACACACGUACAAGACCAACAACAGGUCUGGAGAGAACACAUAUCACAACAGAUCAACACCUCAUUACAAGCAGUCUUCUCCUGUGCACUCUGCCCCAAUGCGUUCUUCACCUGCAGCAUCUGGAAAAAUAUCAGAAGGCAGUGUCUCCAGGUUGGAAGUGUCCCUGGACGUGGAGAAGACCCCUGGUGUGGGAGACUCCAUCUGCCUCUGUGUCACCGUCUCCAAUGGCAGUGGUCACGGCCGCCUCCUCACAGAGCACCUCAGCGCCCAGCUCAAACACUACAACCGCAGCCCCCACGAGAGCUUCUGGCAAUCCCGCCGCCAAUUCCAAAUACAGCCGGGGCAAGUCCUGACUCUGCACCACAGAAUCCCGUCGUCUCGGUUCAAGUCCCUGAUGGCGCAUGACGACAUCGUGAACGCCGCGGUGGUGGUGAAGGACGUGAAGAACAAGGAGAGAGUGAUGGCUGUGCAGGAGUUCAACCUCUGCUCACACCAAAUCACUAUAGAAGUGGAAGGAGGCGACAGCAUUCAGAUGAAGAAAGAGCACACAGUACAUGUUUCUUACACAAACCACUGCAACACUCUCCUCACUGGAGCCGUUCUGUCUUUGGAGGGGUAUGGACUGCUGGAGGGAAAACAUGAGACCAGGCUAACGCUGUUGCAGCCCGGGGAGGUCAUAGAGAGCAGCGUGUCCAUCAUGGCGUCUUCUGCAGGGACCAAAGUGCUGCAGGGGACCUUCUCUCACAGCCACAGCCUCGGAGUCACGGCCCGGAGCUUCCACACAAUCUCAGUCCACAGCUAA
Molecule: messenger RNA, 2205 nt
Organism: Knipowitschia caucasica
Lineage: Eukaryota; Metazoa; Chordata; Actinopteri; Gobiiformes; Gobiidae
Source: the annotation of a GenBank genome assembly